Molecule: messenger RNA, 2017 nt
Organism: Drosophila hydei
Lineage: Eukaryota; Metazoa; Arthropoda; Insecta; Diptera; Drosophilidae
Gene: Shmt
Product: serine hydroxymethyltransferase, cytosolic
Exons: 4
Coding region: 272-1885 (537 amino acids)
Biological process (GO): folic acid metabolic process; purine nucleobase biosynthetic process; L-serine catabolic process
Cellular component (GO): cytoplasm; nucleus; cytosol
Molecular function (GO): cobalt ion binding; serine binding; glycine hydroxymethyltransferase activity
Source: RefSeq, a predicted model, not a curated record
ACAUCUGUAGCUAGCAGUUUUUAUUGAGCUCUCAAAAUUUUACGUGAAUGUUCAGAAAACCGCAAACAGCUGAUUUGUGAACAGUGGCUGCCUAAUGGCAAGGGGCAAGUUAAAGGUUAUCAACAACAGGUUCUCGCAGUAGCUAGAGACAAGCGCGCCUUGAGGCUUGCUAGUAUUGAUCAAGACGCUGGACGUUACAUUCGAAGAUAUCAACGCGCAGAAGACACAACCACAACAGUAAUAGCAACACAGCAGCAACAGCCACAGAAAUAUGCAGCAUAUAAAGACAGCCGCGCGCUGCCAUCCAUUGGCUAUCAACUGUCCAGUUAUAACAGCAAUCCGUACAUUUAACAGCUAUCGGCUUACGCUCAGACCUGCCAACCUGGGCGCAGCAAAUUUUGCGGCGAAAAACAAAUCGCCGGUGGUAGCCACACCGGCAGCUUCAACGGCGAUCAGAAUCAUUUCAAGUUCGAUUCCGAAAAUGGCAGACCAAAAGAUGUUGCAGUCAACGCUGAAGCAGAGCGAUCCGGAGCUGGCCGAGAUCAUAGUAAAGGAGAAACAGCGUCAGAAGGAGAGCCUCGAGAUGAUUGCCAGCGAAAACUUCACUUCGUUGGCUGUACUGGAGAGCUUGGGCUCCUGCCUGACCAACAAAUAUUCCGAGGGCUAUCCGGGCAAGCGCUAUUAUGGCGGUAAUCAGUUUAUUGAUCAGAUUGAGUGCUUGGCGCAGACACGUGGACUUGAACUUUUCAAUCUCAGCAACACUGAGUGGGGCGUCAAUGUGCAGCCGUAUUCUGGGUCGCCGGCCAACCUGGCUGUCUACACGGGCGUAUUGCGUCCACACGAUCGUAUUAUGGGCCUGGAUCUGCCCGAUGGCGGCCAUUUGACGCACGGCUUCUUCACGCCCAACAAGAAAAUCUCGGCCACAUCCAUCUUCUUUGAGAGCAUGCCGUACAAGGUAAAUCCGGAGACGGGUCUGAUCGACUACGACAAGCUGGCAGAGGCGGCGCGCUCGUUCCGGCCUCAAAUCAUCAUUGCUGGCAUCUCGUGCUAUUCCCGGCUGCUCGAUUACGGACGAUUCCGUAAGAUCUGCGACGAAGUCGGCGCCUAUUUGAUGGCCGAUAUGGCGCACGUGGCUGGCUUGGUUGCCGCCGAGCAGAUACCGUCGCCAUUCGAGUUCGCCGACAUUGUGACCACAACGACGCACAAGACGCUGCGCGGCCCGCGCGCUGGCGUCAUCUUCUUCCGCAAGGGCGUGCGCAGCACCAAGGCCAACGGCGACAAGGUGAUGUACGAUCUGGAAGACCGCAUCAAUCAGUCUGUCUUCCCAGCUCUGCAGGGUGGCCCGCACAACAAUGCCAUUGCUGGCAUUGCCACGGCCUUCAAGCAGGCCAAAUCGCCGGAAUUCAAGGGCUACCAGACGCAGAUCAUCAAGAAUGCCAAGGCACUGUGCAAGGGUCUUAUUGAUCUGGGCUAUAAGGUGGCCACCGGCGGCACCGAUGUUCAUCUCGUGCUGGUCGAUGUGCGCAAAACGGGUAUGACCGGCUACAAGGCCGAGCUGGUGCUCGAGGAGGUGGGCAUUGCGUGUAACAAGAACACGGUGCCUGGCGACAAGUCCGCCAUGAAUCCGUCCGGCAUACGUCUGGGCACUCCAGCUCUGACCACACGCGGACUUCUCGAAAAGGAUAUCGAGCAAGUGGUUGCCUUUAUCGAUGCCGCGCUUAAGAUCGGCUCCGAGGCAGCAAAGGCAGCGCCCAGUCCCAAAAUGGCCGACUUUGCCCAGACAUUGGCCGAGAACGCCGGCAUCAAACAGCAGCUGGAGGAGCUCCACAAAUGCGUCAUCAAAUUUAGCACAACCUUCCCCCUGCCCGGCCAUGAUCUUCUCUAAUUUGCAAGCAAAAGCCAAAUCAAAACCAAUUUCUUUGCAUGCGCGGCAAAAUGUUUCCAAAUCCUAAAUCUUUUAUAUCUUAUCAUGUAUAGACGCAACACUGAUUAAGAUAUUAAAAAUCAAGAAAAUUUU